Musca domestica (house fly) is the source of this 4614-nucleotide messenger RNA. RefSeq lists its product as uncharacterized. The transcript is spliced from 7 exons. Lineage: Eukaryota; Metazoa; Arthropoda; Insecta; Diptera; Muscidae. The coding region runs from base 567 to 4133 and encodes 1188 amino acids. The record is from RefSeq and is a predicted model, not a curated record.
UGUUUUCCUAGCAAUUUAUUUUCAUUUCGUUGGUGAUGAUUGUAUUUUAACUGUUGUUAUUUUGUUAAUAAUGUGAACGAGCGCAACAUAUUUACCGAGGAAAUCUGUGAAAUAUGUCAUUAACUAUUAGAACUAAAAUGAACAGAUAAAAAAUGUAAACAAUUUCUAAAGAGAUAAGUGCAUUUCAUCAUUUAUAGUGCUUCAACAAAAGAACAGAAUAAAAACAUAAAAUAAAAGUCAAAUAAAAAACAAAAGGAAACAAGAGAAUUGACCAAGCAAAAACAAAUGAACAGUGCCCCUUUUUGUUUUUUCUUUUAAGUUUAUCUUUUUCAAACAAAGUGACAAGUAAAAAUUAUUGCCCUAAAAACUAUAGAUAAAAUUGUAAAAAGUAUAAAAUUAGAAUAUUUGUGACUGUGUGGCUCUGCCUCUUGCAAGAGAAUUUGCGGAAGAAAAAAACCUGAAGGGUCAAUUAGUCGUGUUGUUUUCCUUUUUCAUUUGCAAAUUAUACCAUACCCCAGCCCGUUUUGUUGGCUAAAUAAGUUAUUGUGAGGACAGAUUUAGUCAUCAUGGAUAUUUUAGACAUCGAUGAGGCUCUUAAAGAUGAUUCCUUUAUAUUUCUCGAAGACAAGACUCAUGAUGACAUUUCCAACAUAUUGCAACAAUGGAAAAGUAACAAUUACAUGCCGCCUUCUAAUAACACCCAAACACAGCAACAACAAGAACAAGCAUAUAAAUUAGAUUCCAGGACGUUCACGCGACCAAAACGGAAGCUGGCACAAAAUCUUGAACCACAAUUCACAAAUACCUCCCCAAGUGUUUCACAACACCAACAAAUCCAACACCAACAACAACAAACUUUCAACAAUUCACAACAUGAUAAUCCAAUGCUUAAUCUGGAGAUUGGUGGUUUGGUCACAAAUAUGCAAAAAUCAUUUUUGCAUGAUGUAUCUCCACCCUCUUUCUCGUCGAUGGAUGCCUCCAUAGAUCGCAUGAACAAUUCCCUAAUUACAUCAGCUGAUUUUUCCAACAUCAACUUUUUGCAGUCCACAAACAGCUUAGAUUUCGGAGGAAACGAUAUCAAUGGUCAUCAUGGAGAUUUUGAUUUGAUGGGCAAAAUAACAAGUGAUGGCUAUACACUUAGCGACAUGAUACGCGAUCGAAAGGCCUUAGAGUCGUUAACGAUGUCAAGUGAAGGAACAUUAAUUAAAGACAUGCAUAUCGGUCAAAUAGACGAUAUUUCGCUGACGCUGAGCAAGACUGCUUCUGGUUGCAGUACCAUGGACAAUUCGACAGAAAGUGUUGAGGUCAAUAAUAGAACAGUGGAAAUUCCCAACAAACACCGUACUUUUGAUCACCAUGGUGUAGACAUAAAAUCAAGCCAAAGUAGUAACACAGGCCUCGACUUAAAUCGUACUAUGGUUCUAACGGAUGAAAUGAUUGGUGACAUAACAUACAACUUGGUGGAGAACAGCAUGUAUGGUAGCAUGGCUUCUGAGAAGGCUCUGAACAUUACACAAAGUCUAACCAAAUCACAGCAGUCUGGCUCGGAAUUAUCCUCCAAAGUUGGGACGGGCCUCGAUCAAACAAUUUGUCUUUCAAACGAUGGAGUGUGUGGAACAACCGUUGAAAAAACAGAAAAUUCUACCUUUGAUUGCCAGGAAAACAUAACACCCAACAAUCGCUGUGAAACUCCCGAAGGUAUCGAGAAGCCCAUCACGUCAUUGAAGUACUACGAAUCUACUCCACAAACAACGAGUGUCCGUUACAAUAAGCAACAUUAUACACCCACACUUAAAAUGGUGGUCGACGUUAAUAUUUCACCCAUCAUAGCAUCAUCGGCCCUACUUCCACACAAUGCCACACGAGUACUGAAUGACACAUUUGAGCAUGAGCAACGAGUAAAUAAAGCUAAUAACAUUAUAAAUACGAACACCUUCUCCGGUAAGUUACCUCUGAAUGCAACAGUGGAAAUGAUAGAAAACAUAGAAAACCCGAAUGGGACAUAUGAAAAGGACAGACGCCGUUUCGAACAUCCUAGUCCAGUUUCAUUAGAGAUGAAAAAUGUUAUGGCUUUAGCUCAAGCGGAAGCCAAUCUAUUGGCUUCUAACAACAACGAAGAGGAGUUCGAUCAUAUGCUAGAUGAGUUCAGCAAAGUAGAACUUAAUGCCGAACAGUUAAAAAUGAAAAAGUCUUUGGAUUCCAUUAAAAAACGAUUUAACUAUGGACCCAACAAGGAUAGGUCACAUCCCCGAGAAAUAUCCCGUGAAGCCAAAGACAUGAGGGACAUGAUGAGGGUUUCGGCCGAUAUUUUGGGUGAAGAAGAUCAGUCGUCAAAGGAUUACCUUAACAUGACAAUGGAUCUGGCAGGAAAAAAUGACAUGAAAAAAUCCAAGGACACAUUUGCGGAAUCUCCGCAUGCCUUGAGCGAGGGCUUGGAUAGCAUUAAAAGUCCACUUAAGGAUUCAGUGACUAGCAGUAUAAGUGAAUCGAAAAUCUCGAAUGGAGGACUCAGUAUGUCUUCGGUAAGCAGCGCCAGUACGGCGGGUGAAAGGUUGUUAAGUCGGCGGAGUCGUCUUUACGAUGACAUUAACUUGUCGACUCUUUCACCCAGUUCCACGCAUGGAUCCAAAAUAUCAUUGGGCUCAUCGUUUACUGUAAAUAAAGAUGAGGACAAUGCCAUCACCACCGAAGAGAAUCGUCCAAACAUAACAAAUGAGACUGAAAAUGUGAGUUGUCAAAGUGCUCUUGAAAUGGUGCAAGAAAAGACUGAAAAUGCUACUGAAGAGGGCAAUGCUGAUGCGUCAAUGUGUACUCAGACACAGGACACUACGGCAGCACAAUACAAACUUGCCGAAAAACGAGAGAGAGACCGAGAUCGCUUUAAAACCAUUAAAAUUAAUAAAAAUCGCAAUGGUGGAGGGGCGAGUCAAACAGGAUUGGAAUUAAAUGUGCCUUGUAUUGAUGAUUAUGAUGUAGAUGUUAAUGCUGUUGAGAGCUGCCAACAACAAUCGAAUGCUCGAAUUUCAAGACGAGAUCAAACAGUUUCACCCGUUUUUAAUAACAAUAAAUCGGAAAUAGAAAUUGUGGACGCCAAUAAAACAACAUCGAAAAUAAAUCCCAACUAUCUAACCUAUAAAAAGCCAAAAGACAAGCAAGCGAAUGCCCGAAACUUGCCAGAAAUUGCUCCCGCUUCUACAAACACAUUUGCAGUAGCGCCGGAUGUAACGAAUAACAAGCCUCGUUCGCUCUCUCGACCGCGAUAUUUAAGCGGAUUGACAAAAUUUAGUGCCGUCAGCAAGGCAACUUCGGCCGAUGAACUAGAAAAGUCAAUUCCCCGCCAAACUAAUUUGAAUGUCACAACAAACGCAAUGCCUAGUGGUUUAUCGAAAGCGUCAAAUUCUGCCAAUAGAACAAUAAUUGGGGGUCAAUCAAAUGAACAGGCAACCGGAGAGUUGAAGAGUCCAAUGGGUAUAAAAUCGAAAUCAUUUCAUAAUCUAUCAAGCAAUCAUACCUCAUCUUCCAAUAUCAGUAUUGGAAGUGGUGGAGGUGUACCUGCUGCUCGAACAUUUGGUCUAAGAAAGCCAAGCGCAACAUCAACUGAAAAAUUGGUUAAAACAAAUACCAAUCGGAAUUCAGUCGUUUUAAAUACUGUUGGUGUACAACAGUCGUUGGCUCAGCAAAAAAGCGACGAAGCUGUUUUUAAAGUUCCCAAACUUGUGUCUGGCCUUCGAGCACCCGGUAGCAGCUCUAAUAAUGCUAGCGGAGCAACGAGUAAACGAGCUGGUUUGGUAAGACCUUCAUCUGGCUACUUUAGUCUAAAUGUAACCGCCAAAAGUGGAAUACAAUCGCAUCCAGAUACUGACAGUGAUAAUGGUCGCCAUUCUCCUACUGACAGCAUGUCAUCGGCAUCAUCAAGGGGUAGUGCUCAAAGUCUGAAUAAACCCAUAGGUAUUAAAGCACCUAGUGCAAUGACAAGCAACACAUCAGCAAUAAAGACGAGUUCCAUUAGUGCUACAGCAGGACUCACAAAAAUCACAGUCGGUUCUACAGGUAUUCCGAAGCCAUCUGGCCUAAGGCCUCCUUCGGCCAUUAAACGCAGUGGGCUUCCUCGACCAUCAAGUUUUGCAAAAUAGGUCAUCUUGAGUUGUGUAAUAAUUAUUGAUCAAAUAUACUAUUAUCAGUUGAUAUUAUUAAAUUUUGUAUACUCCUAAGUUCUCAAAUAUACAAAUAUUUCAUAUUAAGUUUAUAACAACUCAUAAAAAACUAGGUAUUUUUAGAGUUUUUUAACAAAAAUUACUAUUUUUAAUUUUUUCACUCCUUUUUGAUUUUCUACAAUCAAUCAAUUCACUUUUUUGAAUUAAAAUUAUUUUUGACGGCAGUUUUUGGUCGCAUUUACAAAAAGUAAUAGGUUUACUAUAAAAAAGAUUGUAUUAUAGAUACUCAGCUCAAUUAAGCUCACAGAAUCUAUCAUCAACAAAAAGUAUUGUUUCGAAAAUGUUAUUUGACUAAAGUACACACAAAUGUUGUUACUAGUUCCUGCCUUUGUAAAAUUCAGGAAUACGAAGAUGUUAUUAUGAAUAUAAUUUGCCGCUCAUUGAAAUGAAAAUAAAGUAA